AAUAAUGUCCGACGCUCAAUAAUAAUGUCGAGCUCCUGAACGUGCUUGACACUGAUACUUUCCUUUUUUUGUCGAUACUCACGCAUCGAAUCGUAUUAUUGAGACAUUUACUCUCCGCGUAGCUCAACUUUAUAACGAUAUUCCCCACAGGAGCUACUCUUAGGUAGUUAAUGUUAGUGUGUAGCCACUGUAUGUAAACAAUGCGAUGAAGACGACAGAAGGUUCCGGUUGACACAGAAACAAUUUGGAGCACGAGCUGAUUAUCUUCUGUUCCAUCGAGAGCAGAAGUUCGUCACCGUCUCCUAUGGAGUCACUCAACACGUUUGAAUCUGAGAUAGAGACUGAUGGACAGGGGAACUACUCUCUGUUUCCUGCUCUGGACAGCAUUGCAAGUCUGUCUGGGACCAGUGAAACCCUGGAGAGUGAGCCACCCAGUGAAAUAGCAGAAAAACCAAACCUCACAUGGCUUGAUGCAGCACAGAUUGUCUUGGAGGAAGCAGGACGUCCCAUGCACAUAAAGGAGAUUAAACAGAGAAUCAUCGACAGGGGACUUGUUCAAUCCAAUGCAAAAUCAAGCCUGGAAGCGGUCAUGUACCGGGAGACACAAAAAGGCAGCAGGAGGUUCAAGAGGAUUGAGAACAGAAAUGGAGUCUUUGCACUGCUGACUGAUGAGGAGCGGCAGCAGGCCCUGCAGGCCUUCACUGCCCAGGCCUUCCUUGGCUCUCCGCAGCAGAAUACCAUCUCCAGUUCUGGCUCGGGUGCCUCGGUGCCUGCCUUCCCAUCCCCCACCAGUUCCUCUGACCAUAAGGCCAAGAUGAAGAGAGGCCCACGAAAAAACCAGAAUGAAAAGUACCGACUCAAGUACCUCAGGCUGCGCAAAGCUGCUCGUGCCAUGAUAUUUGAGAAUGCAGCUCUCUGCGAUGAAGUUGCCCACUUAGAAGAGAAGUUUCUGAGAGCAAAGGAGGAGCGGAGGUUUUUACUGAAGUCACUGUUGCAGUAUCAGUGUUUGUCGGAGGGGGAAAUACUAUCCACACCCAGCUCAAGUUCUCAUCCAACUGUGCCACCUGUGGCAUUAACCUCAGGUCCUGCAGGGGCUUCAGGCUUGUCUGGGGGGCACAACCUGACACCUGUGGUAUCAACAGGGGAAGAGGGACCUCUUAAAAAACCAAAGAAGGAAAGAAAAGAGCGAGGCAGGGAGAAUGGAAAGGAAGAACUUCCAAAGAAGAUGUCUAAGAAGAGAAAGCUAGCAGAUGGGUCUCGGAAACUGGUGCAGCCCAUCCCUCUGGACUCAUCUGGUCGUCCUGUUUUUCCCAUCAUCCUGGGAGGUUUAACAGUCUACAGUCUGGGAGAGAUCAUCACAGACAGAAUGUUGUUCCAUGAUGAGUGCGCCAUCUACCCUGUGGGCUUCUGCAGCACACGAAUCUUUGCCAGCAUGAAAAACCCCAACCAGCAGUGCCUCUACACCUGCCAAAUAAAGGACGGGGGAACAGGUCCACAGUUUGAGAUUGUGCCCGAAGAAGAUCCUCAGAAUGCCAUUGUGGCCUCCUCUGCCCUGAUGUGCCAUGCCAAUCUGCUGAAGGCCAUUGCAUCAGUCAGUUCCAAGUCUGUGGUACCAAUCGUGCCAUCAGGAGCUGACUUCUUUGGCUUCUCUCACCCCACGAUCCAGAAUCUCAUCCAGAGUUGUCCUGGAGCACGUAAAUGUAGCAACUACAGAUGGAUUCGUUUUGAGGUGUGUCGUCCUGGUGAUGGCCAGGUGCCUCACAGCCUAUCAGAGGAUGAUGCCUCUGUGAACUUUGAGGCCUACCAGAGACACCAGGGCUUUGAUGAGAACCUCAACAUGGAGCACAUAACAGGACAGACACCGCAGUCUCCUGGCUCUCAUCAGCACCACCUGACCUCCCCCGCCACGAAGCCCUCUACCUCGUAUUUCAACUCCUGAUCCCAGCGAAAUCACAGUCACACUUGAUUGUAAUCCUGGUGAACAUUCCUUCUUAUUUGCAAGACUUACACUUCUGAUUUCAAAAAUAUUAUCUCGGUUAAAUUAUUGAUGAAAUGGUGCCGUAUAAUAACUCUGACUUGUUAGGUAUUGUAUGCCACCUUUGAGCUAACCCCAGACAGCGUUACUGGGGAUGUGUGCUAGCAUGGUUGAUGCUAAUAUACUGGAUGAGGCUGGUGAAUUAGCUUUGUGCCCAAUUUGCCAAUAGCAACAUAAACCCACCACCUCUACUAAAAUUACAUUUCUGCUGUAUGUAUAUACCCCUGUGCUGGAUUUUAGAAAUGAAGUCCAAGUCAACAUGUUUAACAUAUAAUUAUACCAUUAUAGGAACUGGGCAUUAAAUAGAAAAACUGAAAAGGGGGGUUUCUGCUUUCCCAUGUGCAGGUUUUGGUACUUGGCAUACUAUUGUAUUGGUAUUGAAUACUGCAGGUACCUGGUUUACUGUUACAGUUAUAAAUCACUGUAGUUAACACUUUUUUUAAAAAACUGUUGAAAUAUUUAACAUUUGGAUUUAUUAGUAAUUUUGUCAUUAAUUUUGUUUCUGUUCACAAAUACACAAGCAUUGGCUUUGAAUGCAACACCCCGAUAAACUCAGUUGUUGAUUUGUGGUUUAUUUAUGAUUGAUUGAUUGAUUUAUUCUUUCAAACAUGCAGAACAGAACAAAU
Molecule: messenger RNA, 2661 nt
Organism: Monopterus albus (swamp eel)
Lineage: Eukaryota; Metazoa; Chordata; Actinopteri; Synbranchiformes; Synbranchidae
Gene: fyrd1
Product: transforming growth factor beta regulator 1
Exons: 15
Coding region: 305-1939 (544 amino acids)
Biological process (GO): regulation of DNA-templated transcription; regulation of cell cycle
Cellular component (GO): nucleus
Source: RefSeq, a predicted model, not a curated record